AGCUGGGGAGUGCUCGCGGCCCCCUGCGGCGUCUCCCUCAUUCAUUGCGGCAGUGACGGGCGGCGCGGCGUGAGCUGGCGGCGGCGCCUCCUCCGCUGGCCUGAGCUUGCCGGGCGAGCGGGAGAGAGCGAGUCCGGGAGGAGGAGGAGGAGAGUCGGGCGAGAGUCGGGCCCGCCAAGAGGAAGGCGGGCGCCGCCGGGCGCCUGUGAGAGGGCGGGGAGGAGCGGCGGGUCGGUGCCGCCGGCGCGGGCGGAGCGGCCAUGGCCACCAUGGAGAAGCUGAUGAAGGCCUUCGAGUCGCUGCGCUCCUUCCAGCAGCAGCAGGGUCCGGCUGCCAUCCCCGAGGAGCCGCUCCAGAGACCAAAGAAAGAACUUUCAACUACCAAGAAAGAUCGAGUGAAUCAUUGCCUAACAAUAUGUGAAAACAUAGUUGCUCAGUCUUUAAGAAAUUCUCCAGAAUUUCAGAAGCUGCUGGGGAUUGCUAUGGAACUCUUUCUCCUCUGCAGUGAGGAUGCAGAAUCUGAUGUCCGGAUGGUUGCUGAUGAAUGCCUUAAUAAAGUUAUUAAAGCUUUGAUGGAUUCCAAUCUUCCUAGGUUACAACUAGAACUGUAUAAAGAGAUUAAAAAGAAUGGUGCUUCCAGAAGUCUACGUGCUGCACUCUGGAGGUUUGCUGAACUUGCCCAUCUUGUUCGGCCUCAAAAGUGCAGGCCAUACUUAGUGAACCUUUUGCCCUGUCUAACACGAAUAAGUAAGAGACCCGAAGAAUCAGUACAAGAGACGCUAGCUGCAGCAAUACCAAAAAUUAUGGCAGCGUUUGGCAAUUUUGCAAACGACAAUGAGAUUAAGGUUUUAUUGAAGGCUUUCAUAGCUAAUCUUAAAUCCAGUUCCCCUACUAUCCGUCGAACAGCAGCAGGAUCAGCAGUAAGCAUCUGUCAACAUUCGCGAAGAAUGCAGUAUUUUUAUGCCUGGUUAUUGAAUGUACUUUUAGGCUUGUUGGUUCCUGUAGAAGAUGAUCAUCCUACUCUCUUAAUUCUGGGUGUUUUACUUACACUAAGGUACCUCAUACCUUUAUUGCAACAACAAGUAAAGGAUACCAGCCUGAAAGGGAGUUUUGGUGUAACAAGAAAAGAAACAGAGAUUUUGCCUUCACCAGAACAACUUAUACAGGUUUAUGAAUUGACUCUGCAUUACACCCAGCAUCAGGACCAUAAUGUUGUGACUGGAGCUUUAGAAUUAUUACAACAGCUCUUUAGAACGCCACCACCUGAACUUCUCCAUGCUCUGACUGCUUCAGGUGGCAUUGCACAGGUCAGUGUAUCCAAAGAUGAAUCAGCCAGCAGGAACCGCAGUGGGAGCAUAGUGGAACUUAUAGCUGGAGGGGGGUCUUCAUGCAGCCCUGUUCUUGCAAGAAAGCAUAAAGGUAAAAUACUUCUUGGUGAAGAAGAAGGUUUGGAGGAUGAUCCUGAAACCCGAUCAGAUGUCAGCACUGCAUCAUUCUCAGCUUCCAUGAAGGGUGAGAUAACCAGUGAACUAGCUUCUUCAUCAGGUGUAUCGACAGCUGGGUCAGGGAGUUCAGCUGCUGAUCCUACUGGACAUGAUAUCAUUACUGAGCAGCCACGUUCUCAACAUACGUUGCAGUCAGACUCUGUAGACCUGACAAGCUGUGAUUUGACAAGUACAGCUGCUGAAGGGGAAGAAGAUGAUGUGCUUAGCCGAAGCUCCAGCCAGAUCAGUGCUGUCCAGUCAGAUCCCACUAUGGACUUGAAUGAUGGUACACAGGCUUCCUCACCAAUUAGUGAUAGCUCUCAGACUACUACAGAAGGUCCAGACUCUGCUGUAACCCCUUCGGACAGUUCUGAAAUUGUUUUGGAGGGUGCUGAAGGACAGUAUUCUGGAAUGCAAAUUGGGCAGCUGCAGGAUGAGGAAGAUGAGGCUGCAAAUAUUUUCCAAGAUGAUUCAUCAGAGUCUUUCAGAAAUUCUUCUGUUGCUCUUCAGCAGCCUCACCUGUUGAAAACCAUGAGCCAUAGUAGGCAGCCUUCUGACAGCAGCGUAGAUAGAUUUACAUCAAAAGAAGAUGCAGCAGAUCCUGGUGAUCAUGAAAAUAAGCCCUCCAGGGUAAAGGGAGACAUAGGUCACUAUACUGAUGGAAAUUCUGCUCCUUUAGUGCACUGCGUUAGACUUCUGUCAGCCUCUUUUCUACUUACUGGGGAGAAAGGUGCUUUAGUUCCUGAUAGAGAUGUGAGAGUCAGUGUAAAAGCCCUGGCAGUAAGUUGUGUUGGAGCAGCUGUUGCACUUCACCCUGAGUCUUUCUUCAGCAAACUGUAUAAAACACCCCUUGAAGCAAUGGGAGAAGAGUAUGAGGAGCAGUAUGUAUCAGAUAUUCUGAACUACAUUGACCAUGGAGAUCCCCAGAUUAGAGGAGCUACUGCCAUUCUGUGUGGAACAAUUGUCAACUCCAUUCUAACUAAAUCCCGCUUUGAUGUGGAAAAAUGGCUAAUAAAUGUCAGAAGCUCAACAGGAAAUCUCUUUUCCUUGGUAGACUGCAUACCUCUGUUACAGAAAAUGCUGAAAGAUGAGUCCUCUGUUACAUGUAAACUGGCUUGUACAGCUGUGAGGCAUUGCAUCAUGAGCUUAUGUAGUAGCAGUUACAGUGAACUAGGUUUACAACUAAUUGUUGACCUCCUUACGCUGAAGAAUAGCUCAUAUUGGCUAGUAAGAACAGAACUUCUGGAAACUCUUGCAGAGGUAGAUUUUCGGCUAGUCAGCUUCUUGGAAGGAAAAACUGAGAGCUUGCACAGAGGUAUUCAUCAUUAUACCGGUCUACUAAAACUUCAGGAGAGAGUGCUUAAUAAUGUUGUAAUAUGUCUGCUUGGAGAUGAAGAUCCGAGAGUGAGACAUGUAGCUGCAGCUUCAUUAGUGAGGCUUGUUCCAAAGCUAUUUUAUAACUGUGAUCAAGGACAGGCUGAUCCAGUUGUGGCAGUAGCAAGAGACCAAAGCAGUGUCUACCUGAAACUACUAAUGCACGAAACACAGCCUCCAUCUCACUUUGCGGUGAGCACUAUCACCAGAAUAUAUAGAGGUUACAAUAUGCUGCAAAGUCCAACAGAUGUCACUAUGGAAAACAAUCUGUCAAGGGUUAUUGCGGCAAUUUCCCAUGCAUUGACAAUAUCCACUACAAGAGCACUUACGUUUGGCUGCUGUGAAGCUUUGUGUCUUCUUUCCACAACAUUUCCAGUCUGCACCUGGAGUGUGGGAUGGCACUGUGGUGUUUCCCAGCCAAGUUCUUCAGAUGAAGCUCAGAAGGGCUGCACCAUUGGAAUGGCUGGCAUGGUCCUGUCUCUCCUUUCAUCAGCAUGGUUCCCGCUGGACCUCUCUGCACAUCAGGAUGCUUUGAUUUUGACUGGAAACUUGCUUGCAGCAAGUGCUCCCAAGUGCUUAAAGAAUCCCUGGAGUGCUGAGGAAGAUUCAAACCAAGGUGCUGCAAAGCAGGAGGAACCCUGGCCAGCUCUGGCAGAUCGAACUCUUGUUACUUUAGUAGAACAGCUCUUUUCUCAUCUGCUGAAGGUCAUUAAUAUUUGUGCACAUGUAAUGGAUGAUGUUGCUCCUGGGCCAGCAGUAAAGGCAGCAUUACCUUCUCUCACAAACCCACCUUCUCUUAGUCCAAUUCGGAGGAAGGGGAAAGAGAGGGAAUCUGUCGAACAGGCAUCUGUGCCCAUGAGCCCUAAAAAGGGUGGUGAAGCAAGUCCAGCUACUAGGCAAACUGAUACUACUGGGCCUGUUCCAACAAGUAAAUCGUCUUCAGUAGGAAGCUUUUAUCAUCUUCCAUCAUAUCUGAAGUUAUAUGAUGUCUUGAAAGCAACGCAUGCUAAUUACAAGGUUACUUUGGAUCUCCAGAACAGUAAUGAAAAGUUUGGAUGUUUCUUACGGUCUGCCUUAGAUGUUCUGUCUCAAAUCUUGGAACUUGCUACUCUUCAAGACAUUGGAAAGUGUGUAGAAGAAAUUUUGGGAUACCUAAAAUCAUGUUUCAACAGAGAACCAACAAUGGCAACAGUUUGUGUACAGCAGUUAUUGAAAACAUUGUUUGGGACAAAUCUGGCUUCUCAGUAUGAUGGCUUGUCUUCAAACCCCAACAAAGCUCAAGGCAAAGCUCAACGCUUAGGUUCUUCCAAUUUGAGACCUGGUCUCUAUCAUUAUUGCUUCAUGGCACCAUAUACACAUUUUACACAGGCCCUUGCUGAUGCUAGUCUAAGGAACAUGGUUCAGGCUGAGCAGGAACACGAUGCUUCAGGAUGGUUUGAUGUGUUGCAAAAAGUUUCUACACAGCUGAAAACUAGCAUUACCAGUGCAGCAAAACAUCGUGCUGAUAAGAAUGCUAUUCACAGUCACAUUCGUUUAUUUGAACCCCUUGUCAUAAAAGCAUUGAAACAAUAUACUACAACAACAUCGGUACAGCUGCAGAGACAAGUUCUAGACUUGCUUGCUCAACUGGUUCAGCUACGAGUUAACUACUGUCUUCUGGAUUCGGAUCAGGUGUUUAUUGGAUUUGUGCUAAAGCAGUUUGAAUACAUUGAAGUAGGACAGUUCAGGGAGUCUGAAGCAAUUAUUCCUAAUAUCUUUUUUUUCCUGGUGUUGCUGUCUUAUGAGCGGUAUCAUUCCAAACAGAUAAUUGGAAUUCCUAAGAUCAUUCAUCUGUGUGAUGGUAUCAUGGCCAGUGGGAGGAAAGCUGUUACACAUGCAAUACCAGCUCUGCAACCCAUCGUUCAUGAUCUCUUCGUGUUAAGAGGAACAAAUAAAGCUGAUGCUGGAAAAGAGUUGGAAACACAAAAGGAGGUGGUAGUGUCAAUGCUGCUGAGACUUAUUCAAUACCAUCAGGUGCUAGAAAUGUUCAUCUUAGUAUUGCAACAGUGUCAUAAAGAAAACGAAGACAAAUGGAAGAGAUUGUCUCGGCAAAUAGCUGACAUUAUUCUCCCAAUGCUUGCAAAACAACAGAUGCAUAUAGACUCUCAUGAUGCUUUGGGAGUAUUGAACACUUUGUUUGAAAUUUUGGCUCCUUCAUCCCUUCGCCCUGUGGACAUGCUUUUAAGGAGUAUGUUUGUUACUCCUAAAACAAUGGCAUCAGUGAGCACUGUCCAGCUAUGGAUUUCUGGAAUUUUAGCUAUCCUUAGAGUUCUGAUUUCACAGUCAACAGAAGACAUCGUUCUAUCCCGUAUACAAGAGCUUUCUUUCUCACCAUAUUUGAUUUCAUGUCAAGCGAUUAGCAGACUGAGACGUGGAGAAAAUAACUUACCUGCACCAGAGGAUCGCACUGAGGUUAAACAGGCUAAAUAUCUGCCUGAAGAGACAUUUUCUAGGUUCUUAUUACAACUGGUUGGCAUUCUACUGGAAGAUAUCGUUACCAAACAACUGAAAGUGGACAUGAAUGAGCAGCAACAUACUUUCUACUGCCAGGAGCUGGGCACACUGCUUAUGUGCUUAAUACAUAUCUUCAAAUCAGGGAUGUUUAGAAGAAUCACAGCUGCAGCCACCAGACUUUUUACAGGAGAUGGAUCUGAUGAUAGUUUCUAUACCCUUGAAAGUUUGAGUGACCUUGUUCAGUCCAUGAUUCCCACGCAUCCUUCAUUAGUACUUCUCUGGUGUCAAAUUCUGCUUCUUGUCAAUUAUACCAACUACAACUGGUGGUCAGAAGUGCAUCAAACCCCAAAGAGACAUAGUCUUUCUACUACUAAAUUGCUUAGCCCUCAGAUAUCUGGAGACAGUGAUAAAUCGGAUUCAGAAUCUAAACGUGGAAUGUGCAAUCGAGAGAUAGUGAGAAGAGGAGCACUCAUUCUUUUCUGUGACUACGUUUGUCAAAACCUACAUGAUUCAGAACACUUGACCUGGCUUAUUGUGAAUCAUGUUCAAGACUUGAUUAAUCUGUCCCAUGAGCCUCCAGUACAAGACUUUAUUAGUGCUGUUCACAGGAAUUCAGCAGCCAGUGGUCUCUUUAUCCAGGCCAUUCAAUCACGGUGUGAAAAUCUUGCAGCUCCCACAACUCUGAAGAAGACUUUACAGUGCUUAGAGGGAAUACAUCUCAGCCAGUCUGGGGCUGUCUUAACAUUAUAUGUUGAUAAGCUUCUGUGUACUCCAUUCCGUGUGCUUGCUCGCAUGGUUGACACACUGGCUUGCCGUCGGGUAGAAAUGCUUUUGGCUGCAACUUUACAGAACAGCAUGACUCAGUUACCAGUUGAAGAACUGGAUAGAAUUCAGGAGUACCUUCAAAACAGUGGACUAGCAACAAGACACCAAAGACUUUACUCGCUCUUGGAUAGGUUUCGUCUUAUGGUAGCACCGGACACAACUAGUCCUUCACCUCUGGUUACCUCACACCCACUAGAUGGAGAAGACCAACCAGCUUUAGAGAAUGUAAUUCUAGACAAAGACUGGUAUGUGUCACUAGUGAGGUCACAGUGUUGCAUCAAGUCUGACUCAGCACUGCUAGAAGGCGCAGAGCUGGUAAAUAGGAUUCCUCAGCCUGACCUGAACUCAUUCAUGACCAGCAAGGAAUUCAACCUAAGCUUGUUAGCACCUUGUUUAAGCCUUGGCAUGAAUGAAAUAUCAAGAGACCAGAAGAGUAGCUUCUUUGAAACGGCUCGGAGGGUAACUCUGGAUCAUGUGUCUACUACUGUACAAAACCUUCCUGCCAUCCACCAGAUUUUUCAACCACUGUUGCCAGCUGAGCCAUCAGCCUACUGGAAAAAACUAAGCGAUAUCUUUGGAGAUGAGAUGAUGUAUCAGUCUAUGAUGACUCUUUGUCGUGCACUGGCUCAGUAUUUGUUGUUACUCUCAAAACUACCAGCUGGUCUCCGUGUUCCUCCUGACAAAGAGGAUGAUAUCCUGAAAUUCGUAGUUAUGUCAGUAGAGGCACUAUCAUGGCAUUUAAUGCAUGACCAGAUUCCAUUAAGUGUAGAUCUUCAAGCUGCUCUGGAUUGUUGCUGUCUGACAUUACAGCAGCCUAGUCUCUGGAAUUUGCUGGCUUCUGCAGCUAAUGUGACACAUGCUUGCUCCUUAAUUAAUUGCAUUAGAUUUAUCAUAGAAGCAGUUGCUGUUGAACCUGGUAAUCAACUUCUUAGUCCUGAAAGAAAGAAGAGUACUUCAAAAGGCUUGAGUGAGGUUGAAGUUGAUUCAAACACACAGAAAACUAAACACAUUACUGCAGCUUGUGAAAUGGUAGCUGAGAUGGUGGAAUGCUUACAGACUGUCUUGGCACUGGGGCACAAAAGAAACAGCAGUAUCCCAGCAUUUCUUACUCCUGUCCUCAAGAACAUCAUCAUCAGUUUAGCAAGGCUGCCUCUAGUGAACAGUUACACAAGAGUACCUCCCUUGGUCUGGAAAUUAGGGUGGUCACCAAAGCCUGCAGGUGACUUUGGCACAAUUUUUCCUGAAAUCCCAGUAGAAUUUCUUCAAGAAAAAGAAAUCUUUAAGGAGUUCAUCUAUCGCAUUAAUACACUUGGAUGGAUCAGCCGUACUCAGUUUGAAGAGACUUGGGCUACUUUGCUUGGUGUGCUUGUAACUCAGCCUAUUGUAAUGGACCAGGAGGAGAACCAACAAGAAGAAGAUACAGAGAGGACACAAAUUAAUGUUCUUGCAGUACAAGCCAUAACUUCCUUGGUGCUGAGUGCAAUGACAAUACCUGUUGCAGGCAAUCCAGCAGUUAGCUGUUUGGAACAGCAGCCCCGCAACAAAGCUUUAAAAGCUCUGGACACAAGGUUUGGGAGGAAGCUAAGUGUUAUCAGGGGAAUUGUUGAACAGGAAAUCCAAGCAAUGGUAUCUAAGAGAGAUAAUAUUGCUACUCAUCACUUAUACCAAGCCUGGGACCCUGUUCCAUCACUUUCUCCUGCUACUACAGGUGCUCUUAUCAGCCAUGAAAAACUCUUACUGCAGAUCAAUACUGAACGAGAAAUAGGAGAUAUGGAUUAUAAACUGGGACAGGUCUCUAUACACUCCAUAUGGUUAGGAAAUAAUAUCACUCCAUUGAGAGAAGAAGAGUGGGGUGAGGAUGAAGAAGAUGAGAACGACGUACUUGCUCCUUCCUCACCACCAACCUCUCCUAUUAAUACCAGGAAGCACCGGGCUGGUGUGGAUAUACAUUCUUGUUCUCAGUUCUUGCUUGAACUGUAUAGUCAGUGGAUAUUGCCAUCAAACCCUAGCAAGAGAACGCCAGUCAUUUUGAUUAGCGAAGUGGUGCGAUCACUUCUGGCAGUGUCAGACUUAUUUACAGAAAGGAAUCAGUUUGAGAUGAUGUAUACAACGUUGACAGAAUUGCGAAAGGUGCAUCCUUCAGAAGAUGAGAUUCUUGUACAGUAUUUGAUACCAGCCACUUGUAAAGCUGCAGCUGUUCUGGGAAUGGAUAAAGCUGUGGCUGAACCAGUAAGUCGACUGCUGGAAUCAACCCUAAGAAGCACCCAUAUGCCAAGUCGGAUUGGAGCUCUGCAUGGAAUUCUUUAUAUCCUUGAGUGUGACUUGCUUGAUGAGACAGCAAAGCAACUCAUUCCAAUUAUCAGCGAGUAUCUGCUUUCCAAUUUGAGAGGAGUAGCACAUUGUGUGAAUAUCCAUAACCAACAGCACAUCUUGGUAAUGUGUGCAGCUGCUUUCUAUUUGAUCGAGAAUUACCCACUUGAUGUAGGGCCUGAAUUCUCUGCAGGAAUUAUACAGAUGUGUGGAGUCAUGGUGUCUGGAACUGAUGAAUCAACGCCAUCCAUUAUUUAUCAUUGUGUCCUGAGAGGUUUAGAGCGACUCCUCCUUUCAGAGCAACUUUCUAGGCUGGAUAGUGAAUCGCUAGUGAAACUGAGUGUUGACAGAGUGAAUGUGCAGAGCCCCCACAGAGCAAUGGCGGCACUCGGAUUAAUGCUGACUUGCAUGUACACAGGAAAGGAAAAAAUCAGCCCCAGUCGUGCCACAGAUGCAAAUCCUGCUGCUCCUGACAGUGAAUCUGUGAUCGUAGCGAUGGAACGAGUAUCAGUCCUUUUUGAUAGGAUCAGGAAGGGAUUUCCUUUUGAAGCUAGAGUAGUGGCUCGGAUCCUCCCACAGUUCCUUGAUGAUUUUUUCCCCCCACAAGACGUAAUGAAUAAAGUUAUUGGAGAAUUUUUAUCCAAUCAACAGCCUUACCCACAAUUCAUGGCAACAGUAGUUUAUAAGGUAUUCCAGACACUACAUAGCACUGGACAGUCCUCAAUGGUCCGUGACUGGGUGAUGCUCUCUCUCUCUAAUUUCACACAAAGAACACCUGUGGCAAUGGCAAUGUGGAGUCUUUCCUGUUUUUUUGUCAGUGCUUCCACCAGUCAAUGGAUUUCAGCAAUUCUUCCACAUAUUAUCAGCAGAAUGGGAAAAUCGGAGCAAGUGGAUGUUAACAUCUUCUGUUUGGUGGCCAUAGACUUCUACCGACAUCAGAUAGAUGAAGAAUUAGAUCGGAGGGCCUUUCAGUCGGUGUUCGAGGUGGUAGCAUCUCCAGGAACCCCGUAUCAUCGCUUACUAACUUGUUUGCAAAAUGUCCACAAGGUCACAGCAUGUUGAACAUCCUGAUGUGUAAUGGAACUGCAUGACUAGUGUUGGAAUCUGAUAUGAAUUAUGGGGAAUGCAAGAUGAAGAAAGUAUCUGGGGUUGCAUUUGUGAUAAAUAUGGACCUGUCAGUUUUACUUCCAGAAUGCAUGGACAAGUGCUCUGCAGCACUGGAAAUCACCCGAAAAGUCUAGUGUAGUUCUUGUUGUUGUUGACACCAGAUACGUGUGAGUGGAAAGAAAUAUGUCAGUGUUUUUCAAGUGGUUUUUGGGAGUAACCUGAGACACGUUUAGUAACUGUAAAAUACGAGCAAGUGCUACAUGCAGGGUAACUGGUAUUACUCUUCUUCCUAAUGUUCAGCUGAAGCCACUGUGGUGCAGCUGGUAAGAAACUGACAGAAAGACUGUUAUUGCAAGCUGCAGUCAUUAGAAAACUUCAUAGUUUUAUGUACCUGUAUAUACUGUUGUGUAGUACAGAAUAGAAAUUGUUUCCUUACGUCUCUCCCAAACAAGGAUAAGAGAAAAUGGCUUUCAUGAUUUACACUUCCAGCAUGUAAUUCCUCUCUCUGGACUUUCUGAUAUCGCGUGGUGUAUGUGUUGGUGAUAUCGGAGAUAUAGUGCACAUACGUAACCACACAUUUUUCUUUUUUCUUCUCAGGAUUUAAAAUUCAAGUACAGUAUAUCAGUAAAAGAAAUUUUAACUUAAAUAUUUCUAUAUCAUGUACAGUAUGUAAAAUUGUAAGAUGUGUGGUGCAUGAGCUGUGCUGUAAUUUGAGAUGAACAGAAGCCACGCUACUGAAUGUCUUGACAUCUGUAUUGUCCUCUUUUUUUUUUUUUUCCUUGUGCUUGAAUUCAUGUUCCUUUUGGAAACCCAUCUUAAUGUACAUCUUGUUUUGCAUCUCACUUUUUCUUAAAGUGCUUUAAAACUGGAAUACAUUGAUUAAUUUGUCUUGAGAGACUGUACUAAGGAGGCAUUCUUGUGACCCACUUUACUGUAGCUUCUUUAGAAUUCCUUUAUUUUGAGACUUAAUGGUAAAAGAGAGGACUAGUUACUCUGGAUCAGCCUUUUGUAUACUAAGAAACUGUUCUUAUUUGCUGCACAGCAUUUUAAGAGACAAAAUGGUGCAAGCUCCCUAGUAGUCAAUAACCAUUUGACCUUUCCUAACUGAGACCAUGGAGUCAUCUGGAUUCAAACCACUCUCAUGUAAACAAAUUUAUGCUAGCAGUUAAGAAUCUGAAGGCUGCUGUGGUCUACUUUGGGACUGGCUAAGGUGUUAGAUUACACAACCUCUUUUAUUACCUGUUCUAUACAUAAUGCUUUAGACACAAACACAGUACAAGUAUCUGUGAAUUUCAGGACACUACACAGGGCCAGAUUUAGCUUUUACUCGCCACCCAGGGAACCCCAUUGAUUCCUAAGCAUUACAUGGGGAAAUCUAGCACAGCAUUUGUCUUCAGUUGUAUUUGUUAUAAUUCUUUAAUUACAGAGAAGUGAUACCUUGGUUCUCAGUCAUGUCCUAUAUUUAACUUCUCUUCAUUUUCUUAUCACACCUUUUGGUGACACUUGGAAAAAUGAGAUAGUGUUGUCAGGAGGAGCAUGUACUGUAUGUAUUUCUGUAUAUAAUGUAUAUGUUGAAAUUAUACACAUGUGACAACAUUUAAUGUAUACAGAUGUGUAUAUUUGUAUUUAUUAAACCCAUAUAUUUAAACUAAUUCCAAUCUAGACCAAAAAUUGUUGCUUCUGCCCAUAAAUUGAUUACAAAGGAAUUGUCCGCUGGUGUCACUUCCUUUUAGAAACUGAUAGAGGAAACUGACAGUAUGGGCAGUAGAAACAACUGUAGAUGUUGCUGUAUUUAGCUCUCUACAGAUCUUCCUAUCUAGAGCAAUUAUUUCUGCCCUUAGUUGGGUUACUCUUCUUUCUUGGGCCACAGCACUGUGGUGAUUUUUAAAAGAAACUGAACAGGAGUUCAGAAAAAGAUUUAAUAAAAUAGAUAAUGUUUGAAA
Messenger RNA from Haliaeetus leucocephalus (bald eagle), 11536 nucleotides. It is a transcript of the gene HTT, whose product is annotated as huntingtin. Bases 261 to 9548 code for a protein of 3095 amino acids. The record is from RefSeq and is a predicted model, not a curated record. NCBI's taxonomy places the organism in Eukaryota, Metazoa, Chordata, Aves, Accipitriformes, Accipitridae. Gene Ontology annotation, cellular component: nucleus; cytoplasm. The transcript is spliced from 67 exons.